GCAGCCCGGUCCCUCCCCGCGCCCGGUAGCCGCGCCCUGAGCCCUGCGCCCUGCGCCGAGCGCCGGAGCGGAGCCGGUGACGUCCGGACCCGCGCGGACCAUGGAGACGCAGGCCCGAGGUUUGCUGGAGACAGAGGCGUUGCAAGGAAGAGAUGAGGACGCAGUAGCCAGCGCCGACUUCUCCAGCGCGCUCUCCGAGGAGGAGAAAGAGGAGUUAAAGGCAGAGUUCAUUCAGCUGGAGGACGAAAUCACAACCUUGCGACAAGUGCUGUCGGUGAAGGAGAGGCGCCUGGCGGAGAUCAGACAGCAGCUGGGCAUGAACCUGAUGAGCGAGCUGAAGCAGAACCUGAGCAGGAGCUGGCACGACGUGCAGACCACAGCGGCCUACAAGAAGACGCAGGAGACCCUGAGCCACGCGGGGCAGAAGGCCACGGCCGCGCUCAGCAACGUGGGCACCGCGCUCAGCCGGAAGCUCGGGGACAUGCGCUAUUCCAUUCGCCAUUCCAUAAGUAUGCCUGCUAUGAGGAAUUCUCCUACUUUCAAAUCAUUUGAGGAGAGGGUUGAGACGACUGUCACAAGCAUUAAGACGAAAGUAGGUGGGACGAACCACGGUGGAGGCAAUUUUGAGGAGGUCCUCAGCUCCACAGCCCAGGCCAGCGCGCAGAGCACCUCGGGAGGCCCCCGGCAGGCGGAGGAUGAGGGGCUGCAGUGCUAGACCCCUGCCUCGCAGCCUGCUGGUCACCGCCCAGCCAUCUGCCCCUGCAUCUCCAGACGCGAAGACCAAAAUCCCUCUGACCGAGGCCCAGGGCUCGAAGUUCUUAACUAAACAUCUGCCACCCCAUGCUCAGUCUGAAAGCCUGAUACAUGAUUUCCACUUAAUUUGUGCUGAUAACAGACCACGUGACCAUCACUCACAGUAUUCAUAGACUGUCAUCUUUCCAGUGUCCCAACAGAGCAGGUACCCAGUUGGUUAUAACCCUCAUCUCUGUCACCCAAGGUAUGUUUCCCCGACAUGCAGCAAUGUCUGCUUCUGGUUCCGCUCAGUGCCUUUCUGACAUGCAUGUCCCAGAGGCUGAGCGCAGUCCCUGCAGGGAGAGCUUCACAUGGCAGCUUCUCCAAAAGGACAGCACACGCAAGCUCCCUCAAGCUGCUUGUUAUCUGCUUCAGAUCAAACAUGUGUUUAUUUAAAUGAUUAAAAUAACUGG
Octodon degus (degu) is the source of this 1205-nucleotide messenger RNA. It is a transcript of the gene Tpd52l1, whose product is annotated as tumor protein D52 like 1. Gene Ontology annotation, cellular component: cytoplasm. The record is from RefSeq and is a predicted model, not a curated record. NCBI's taxonomy places the organism in Eukaryota, Metazoa, Chordata, Mammalia, Rodentia, Octodontidae. Gene Ontology annotation, biological process: positive regulation of apoptotic signaling pathway; positive regulation of MAP kinase activity. Bases 101 to 715 code for a protein of 204 amino acids. The transcript is spliced from 7 exons.